Messenger RNA from Cetraspora pellucida, 606 nucleotides. The record is from the annotation of a GenBank genome assembly. NCBI's taxonomy places the organism in Eukaryota, Fungi, Glomeromycota, Glomeromycetes, Diversisporales, Gigasporaceae.
AUGACUACCUUCGAUGUCUUUGAGGAGGUUAUUCGCCUUUAUGAAAUUGCGGAUGGUGAGAAGCUCACCCAAAGUGAAUUGGACCAUUUAUCCACUUUCUUUAAUAAUACUAAAAAAUUAUCUAGCGUAGAAGAUGUCCUAAUUAAAAGCAAAGACGAUAAAACUAAGCUUUCAUAUUUAAGAAAAUUAUUGAUCCCAGCUGUAAAAGAGGUUGUAAGCAAACAUUCAGAAGUUAUAAACAAUAAUGAGGAAGUAGUUAACAUAAUCAUGAAAGUUAUGGAUAAAACCCUGGAAAUACUAAUUCGACACAACAGAAAUAGCUCCGCUAUUUCUAGUCAAGAUAAUGAGACAGAUUUUAGCAUAUUUAUGGAAGAAGAUGUCUAUUUUACAAUGUCAGUUCAGACACUUCUGAAAGUUAAAAGAAGAAAAAAUAUGUCUGGUUUGUUAGGUAAAGAUAAAGGACAAGAAUUAGAUUAUAUUCAUGAUCUUGCAUCAAAAGCACAAGCUAUUAAAGAAUUUUGGAAUGAUGAUUUAGAUGUAAAAUCGGAUGGUCCAUUUUGGACAGAGAUGGUCAACGCGGCGGCAAAAGAAGAUCAUAAACUUUAA